UUGAACGCCGUUAACAGUUGUGGACGCGUUCACUUUUAAACGUUGUGAAAAUAAAUUUGUGAAAAAAAAAACAAUUCAAACCAAAGUGAAUGAAAGUUUAACGGCUUGAAAAGUAUUGGAGAAACACAAAGAAUUAGUAGAUCCUUUAGACCCUUUAAAUAGAGGAUUAAAGGAUUUUAUUUAUAUUUUGUAUAAUAAAAAGUGUUUAAAAACAAUUUUGUAAAGUGUGACACGCAUCAACAUCCAUUAUGGCUGAUGAAAACGGACCCAAGUCUGAAAAUGGCGUAAUUCCGGAGACUGCAGCAACUGAAACUGUUGCUGAAAGUACUCCAGUUGCCACCAGCGCUAAAGUAGAAGAUGUAAAAGACGAAAUUAACAAUUUAGAAGACACCGAUAAAGCACUGAGAACAAUUGAUCCCCAAACUGUUUCCGAAGCUGAAGGACAAGUUAAGAAAUUACCUUAUCCCAAAUCGGUUUUCUUUAUCAUCAGUAAUGAGUUUUGUGAACGUUUCAACUAUUAUGGCAUGAGAACUAUCCUGGUUUUAUAUCUUAGUCGUCAAUUGGACUACAGCGAUGACACGGCCACCGUUAUUUUCCAUAUCUUUACCAUGUUUGUGUAUUUCUUGUGUGUGUUUGGUGCCAUUAUUUCGGACAGUUGGUUGGGUAAAUUUAAAACGAUAUUCUAUCUAUCUUUGGUGUAUGUUUGCGGUUCCGUUUUGAUUACUUUGGGUGCCAUACCGCCGCUGAAUUUGCCGGCUACGACGUUUACCAUGAUUGGCCUGUCGCUGAUAGCGCUGGGUUCGGGUGGUAUAAAACCGUGUGUCUCGGCCUUUGGUGGUGAUCAGUUUAAGUUGCCCGAACAGAUCAAACAAAUGACCACAUUCUUUUCGUUGUUCUAUUUCUCCAUCAAUGCUGGUUCAUUGAUUUCGACAACUGUUACGCCCAUUUUGCGUGAGGAUGUUCAUUGUUUCGGACAAAAGGAAUGUUAUUCAUUGGCUUUUGGUGUUCCAGCUGUCUUGAUGGCCGUGUCUAUAGUUGUCUUUGUGUUGGGUAAACCUUUGUACAAAAGCAAACCUCCAGCAGGCAAUAUGGUGGUGUUGGUCAGCAAAACCAUUGGUAAUGCCAUUUCCACUAAAUGGCGUGAGAGUAAAACCAAUCCCCGUGAACAUUGGCUGGACUAUGCUGAUCAGAAAUACGAAAAAUCAUUGAUUGAAGAUGUUAAGGUUUUGAUGCGUGUCUUGGUCUUGUACUUGCCUUUGCCCAUUUUCUGGGCUUUGUUCGAUCAACAAGGUUCUCGUUGGACUUUCCAAGCCACUCGUAUGGAUGGUGAUAUGGGCUCUUGGGAUAUUAAACCCGAUCAAUUGCAAGUGUUGAAUCCUUUACUGAUUUUGGUUUUCAUUCCUCUGUAUGAUGUGGCUUUUUAUCCGGCCUUGAGUUUGAUUGGUAUUCGUCGUCCUUUGCAGAAAUUGACUUUGGGUGGUAUUUUGGCCGGUGUUGCCUUUAUCAUCUCUGGUGUUGUUGAAUUGAAUUUGGAGAAAACCUAUCCUACCCUACCCACACCCAACAUUGCCCAAUUACGUAUUUUCAAUGGUGAAAAUUGUGCCUAUACUUUCAAUUCUAAUUUGCCCGCUUUGAAUAAUAUCAAUCUGGGUUCUUAUGCUUAUUAUGAAAACAAACAUAUUAAUAUUGAAAAUAGUUUCAAUAUCGAAUAUAGUUUGUCCAGCAGUGAUCCUAAUUGUUUUGGAUUUCCAGCUGGUUCUUACCGGAUGGUCGACGAUAAAGCCCAUUCUCUGUUCCUGAGCUCGAAGAAUACCACACACCCUUUGAGUUGGUAUGAAGAUUAUGUUAACAAACCCUCCAGAGGCAGUCCAAUGGCCAGAACCUUGAGUAAUGUUCAACCGGGACGUACUAUUUCAUGGAAAUUGGCCAAAAAGGAUGUUGUCGAUCACAAAGAACCCGCCUAUUUGCACAAUUUGACAGAAUUCAGUUCGGGAGAUUAUAAGGUUUUUGUAGAUAAUGUUGAGGUUAUUCAGACUACCUUGAAAACUGGCGGUGUUUAUACCAUUCUUAUCAGCGAAAUAAAUGGACAACCGUAUGAGGCUAAAGUUAUUGAAAUCACCGAACCAAAUUCCAUGAAUAUUCUUUGGCUUAUACCACAAUAUGUGGUCAUGACUUUGGGUGAAGUCAUGUUUUCGGUUACUGGUUUAGAAUUCUCCUACUCUCAAGCUCCUCUAGCCAUGAAAUCUGUACUACAGGCCUGUUGGCUACUGACAGUGGCCAUUGGUAAUGUUAUUGUGGUCAUUAUUGCCGAACUGGCCUUGUUCGAUUCCCAGGCCAGUGAGUUCUUCCUUUUCGCUGGUCUUAUGUUUGCCGACAUGUUGCUGUUUAUGUUCAUGGCUUAUCGUUAUAAGCCCAACAAUCCCAUGGCGUCCUUAGAGGAAACUCCCUUGACUAAGGAUAGCGACCUGGAUGAAAAACAUGAUAUUAAGAAGUUGGAGGGUAUAGAUAAUAAGGCUGCUACAAUCGAUGAAUAAGGAGGCAUCUGCAUGUAAUGUAACUAGUACAUCAAAAAUGACAAAUUUUCAUUUUAUGCAUAAUUUAGUACUUAAGUACAAUUCUUAAGACUCUAGUUUUCAAGAGUUUGAGGAUUGAGCGGUAUUAGUAAAAAUUGUUGUUAAGUUUUUUUUAUAUAUGUAUGUAAUUUAAAUUAAAUGUUUUAUGUCCUUGAUGGAUAAUAAAUUUGAAAGAUAAUUAAAAAAAUAGUAUUAAAAA
Molecule: messenger RNA, 2772 nt
Organism: Calliphora vicina (urban bluebottle blowfly)
Lineage: Eukaryota; Metazoa; Arthropoda; Insecta; Diptera; Calliphoridae
Product: peptide transporter family 1
Exons: 7
Coding region: 249-2534 (761 amino acids)
Biological process (GO): dipeptide import across plasma membrane
Cellular component (GO): plasma membrane
Molecular function (GO): dipeptide transmembrane transporter activity
Source: RefSeq, a predicted model, not a curated record